Molecule: messenger RNA, 972 nt
Organism: Rotaria sp. Silwood1
Lineage: Eukaryota; Metazoa; Rotifera; Eurotatoria; Philodinida; Philodinidae
Source: the annotation of a GenBank genome assembly
AUGAAAGAAUUUUCUUUUCUAGCUCACACACCUUUACUGCGGUGGAAUUCAACUGGUAUUACUAUAAUCGGCACAACAGGUUAUUCAGGAAAUACUACUAGUCAAUUGUUUCUUCCUUGGGGUCUUGCAUUCGAUUGGUCAAAUGCAUUAUAUAUUACUGAUCAAAAAAACAAUCGAGUUCAGAAAUUUUUGAUGGGCACGUCGACAGGUACAACAGUUAGUGGCCAUGGAAAUGGAACAGGCAGUUCAACUUUAAAUGGUUUACUUGGACCUUUAGGUAUUAUUGUCGACGAAAAUAGUAAUAUUUAUGUAUCUGAUAACGGCAAUAGUCGCGUUAUGUUUUGGCCGAGUAGUGUAUUAUCUCCGUCAUUAUUUGCUGGUAAUGGUACUGCUGGUAGUUCAAUGAAUCAAUUGAAUGAUUCAUUCGGUCUUGCACAUGAUGCAAGUUCAGGUGCAAUUUACAUAGCAGACUCUGCCAAUAAUCGAAUUAUGCGUUUUUUUCCUAACAAUUCUUCAGGUACGCUAGUUGCUGGUGGAAAUGGUAAUGGAAUAAACAAUACACAACUAUCAAUACCUCAGGCUGUUCAUUUUGAUUCAUUGUCGAAUAGCCUUCUUAUUGCAAAUACAGGUGCUCACAAUAUUGUUCGUUGGGUAUUAGGUGCUAGUCAUUGGACCCUUGUUGCAGGCAGCAUUGAUGGAUCAAAUGGUACAUCAUCGACACAUCUCUAUUCUGCCUCACAUGUGACACUCGAUCCGAUGGGUAAUAUGUAUGUAGUCGAUAGAAGAAAUCAUCGAAUUCAAUUCUUUCCAGUUGGUGAAUCGAAUGGUACAACCAUUGCUGGCAUGACUGGUAUAGCUGGCAACAAUUCUAGUCUUCUUAACUUUCCGACUUCGUUGGCACUCGAUAAUCAACUCAAUUUGUAUAUCGUAGAUCGUUCGAACCAUCGAAUACAAAAAUUCUUACGUUAUUAA